Didymodactylos carnosus is the source of this 699-nucleotide messenger RNA. The record is from the annotation of a GenBank genome assembly. NCBI's taxonomy places the organism in Eukaryota, Metazoa, Rotifera, Eurotatoria, Philodinida, Philodinidae.
AUGAAUUUUAAAAAUUCUUCUUCUAAUCAAACUGAACAUCAUCCUACUCAGUCAUUUAAUCUAGUACUACAUCGAAUAUUAUUUUCCAUCGGUAUUUUGGUUAGUGUACCGAGUUUAAUAACAAAUAUAUUCAUAUUAAUUCGUUUACAUUCGAAUUCAAAGCUAAGUAUUUAUGUAUUUCGAUGUAUAUUGCAUGUCAGUUUGUUCAUGACACUGACAUGUGUUCCAAUAUUCCUAACUGAACUUUAUUUAGAAUAUUUUCCAUUUGCUAUUAUAUUUUGUCAAUUAUGGCUAAUUGUUGAUUAUAGUUCAAUUGUUUGCCUUGGUUUACUCGUAUGUUGGGCAUCAAUUCAACGACACGUUCUUAUAUUUGGACCACUAAAUCUAAGAAAAUCACAAAAACGUUUAAGAUUUAAAAUAAUACCGCUAUUAUUCAGUAUAGCCAUACCAUUGACAUGGUAUACAAUACUUAUAUUAGGUGUCACAUGCUUUCAAGAAGUCAAGAAUAAAAACACUGUGAAUGAUUCAAAACGUGUUUGUAAACCAUGUUUCGAAGAAAAUAUCUUUUUAUUUUUAAUUGAUACUAUCUUCAGUUUAGUGGUACCAUUAUUAAUCACAUUUAUUGCUACAUUUUUAUUAUUAAUUCGAAUAUUUGUCAAACGUCAUCGUCUUAGUUUAUCACUUACUGAACAGUUUUGA